This is a messenger RNA of Didymella exigua CBS 183.55, 1186 nucleotides long. RefSeq lists its product as uncharacterized. The coding region runs from base 221 to 1186 and encodes 321 amino acids. The record is from RefSeq and is a predicted model, not a curated record. NCBI's taxonomy places the organism in Eukaryota, Fungi, Ascomycota, Dothideomycetes, Pleosporales, Didymellaceae. The transcript is spliced from 6 exons.
CGCGAUGUGGGCGGGUUGCCUGUGAACAGACUUCGCAAACGGAGCGAACAGGGUGCACUAAGCAGCCUUGCGCCAGGUGUCUUUAUACACCCCUCUCCACCUGCCCGGAGCUUCAAUAUGCUCAAUAAAUCCCACACGAGCGCACUGUGAUCCUACAUCGGAGGACCCAGCUGGCGGCUACAAGUUUUGACCUGGCACAGUAGCUUCGGGGCAUUCCGACAUGCAACGUCGCGAAAGGGGUUCCUCGGAGUUCCAAUCAGAGAAAUUACAAACUCACUGCUCAGUUGUCAGCAUAUACGGGAGGUAUCGACAGGGCCGUUGUCGUGAAAGGCAAUCGGAAAGAGUUCAACUCACUGCGGUCACGUUAGUAGGACGUCUUGCACUCUUGCUCAAAGAGAGGAAUGCAUACCUGGCAGGAGGAAUUGAGGUUACCACGUUGAUCAACGUAGACACUAUAGUUACCUCAGGCAGUAUUGACACAGAAGUAACCGUCGAAGUCACUUGGAAAGGUGCCAUGUCAGUAAAGGCUCAGACGAAGUUUGCGGGUAGUCCGCGAGAAUGCACUCCAGACAUCAAGAUUACGUACCAAGCAGGAGGUAUGGAUGUAGAAAUAAUGGUAACAAUAGGCAGAGUUGACACAAUCGUGAUCGCCGGGGGCACGGAGGUGAUCGUAGAAACUUGUAUGACGGGAGGGAGCGUCUGUACGGACAAGCUGUUCUUGAUUUACGUCAGCACUUGGAUUCGAACUCUUCGCUCUCUUGGAGCUCCUGGUAGCGGACAGGACCAAAAUUUGGAGCACUUCAGACACAUUGCGGCUGCCAUAGACUUACACAGGGAGUGGAAUGGAAGUUGUUGUCGAAAGUUGCGUGGUAGUGGAGAGCUGGACUAUUGCUGGAAUGGACGUGGUGGUCGAGAGCUGUACAAUAGCUGGCAGCUGAACCGUGCUAGUGGAUAUCGUGGUCGCUGUGAUCGUGCUGGAAUCGCGUCAUUAUCGAACCGAAGAGGAGGGCGGCACUCGACAGAAUUCCAUGGCAAAGCUUACACUGGGAGAGGCACCUGGGUGAUCGUAGAGAACAAGGUGCUUGCCGGGAGAGUCUGCGUGCUUGUAGAGAGCUGUACAGAUGUGCUGGUAAUGUAUGACGUGGCUGUCACGCUCAAAGUUUGUGCAGGAAGUGUUACUGGAUAG